Molecule: messenger RNA, 3248 nt
Organism: Onychostoma macrolepis
Lineage: Eukaryota; Metazoa; Chordata; Actinopteri; Cypriniformes; Cyprinidae
Gene: gpr18
Product: G protein-coupled receptor 18
Exons: 2
Coding region: 508-1497 (329 amino acids)
Biological process (GO): phospholipase C-activating G protein-coupled receptor signaling pathway; positive regulation of Rho protein signal transduction
Cellular component (GO): membrane
Molecular function (GO): G protein-coupled receptor activity
Source: RefSeq, a predicted model, not a curated record
CUGGUCAGGUCUAGAGCUUUUUCUUUUCGUCCUGUGAUUUUAAGAUGAGCUGCUGUCUCAAACCUACAUUACAAAGAUCUCAUUUCCUGUUUAUACACCACCAACCUCAGCAUCCUGUGUUUAAUUAAAACUCUUCAACACCAGAUGCCUUCUGUUGCCACCUGCUGUGUGCUGCUCCCAAGAGAGCUAAUGCUGUGUGACAAACCCUAUUUUCCCAAUCAAUAACCAGCACCCAAACCUGUCACAUCUUUACUUCUCCAUUGCUCUCAAACUGCAUAAGACAUAGUGUUUGCUAUUGAGAUAUAUUCUCCACCAGUACAUGCAUUACAGGAAGUGAAGGGGCUUCACAGAAACCAAAAGAAAAAUUCUAAUCUAAAAUAAGACACUAGCUUCAUGACUUCCUCUGUUAGAUCGAAGCUCGGCAGCGAGGGCACAUUAUAGUCAUCAACUGUACAGCCCUCAGAACAGUCACGAUGCCAACAACAUGGAUCUCUGAGGCAAACCAUCAUGGAUCAUAACACAUCUUCGCCAGUCAUCAUGGAAGGCCACGUUCCCCAAGUGUACCGGACUGUUAGCCUAGUGUUUUAUGGGAUUAUUUUCAUCAUAGGCACAGUGGUAAACCUGACCGCACUCUGGGUCUUUGCCUUGACCACUAAAAGACGAAACUCCAUCACUGUUUACAUGAUCAAUGUUGCUUUAGUGGACUUGGUAUUUAUCUUACUGCUGCCUUUUCGAAUGGUCUACUAUAGUCAAGACUACUGGCCCUUCGGAGACGUGUUCUGCAGGAUCAACGCCGCAAUAACAGUGCUCUAUCCCUGCCUGGCCUUGUGGCUCUUCGCCCUCAUUAGCACAGAUCGCUACGUGGCCAUUGUGCAGCCACGACACACUCGAGAAUUAAAAAGCGUCCGUAAAGCCCUGCUGUCCUGUGCGGGAGUCUGGAUCAUGACCCUGGGCAGCACAGCUCCGCUUGUUUUCCUGGAGGAAGACCCUGACCGCAACACAAACUAUACCACUUGCAUCAAGAUGCACGACAUAAUCUACUUGCGCCGUGACAAUCCCGUCCACUUCGCACGUAUCAUCUUCUUCUUCCUGGUGCCGGUGUGCAUCAUGGUGGGCUGUUACAUUAUCAUCGUGGAAAACCUCAUCCACGGCCGCACGUCCAAACUGAAGCCCAAAGUCAAGCAGAAGUCCAUCCGGAUCAUCAUCACACUGAUCGUUCAGGUGCUGGUGUGCUUUGUGCCUUUCCACAUCUGUUUCGUUUCCAUGCUGCUGGCCAGCAGUGAGAGGGGUUACAACACCUGGGGGGUCUUCACCACCUUCCUGAUGAACGCGAGCACAGUGCUGGACAUCAUACUCUUCUACAUUGUGUCGAAGCAGUUUCAGGACCGUGUGAUCAGCGUGAUCUUGUACAGAAACUACCUGAGGAGCGUUCGCAGGAAGAGCCUUCGCACCAACAGCCUUCGCUCACUCAGCAACCUGACCAGUGCCAUGAUCUGAGGAGUAAUACAGCUCAUGGUAGCAAUGUAAACUGAAUGUAAACAUGUCAGAGUUGGAAAUUAAAUGACAGAACUGCAGAACAAGAUGAAUGAUCAUACUAAAUAGUGAAACUGCUCACAGUAACAGCAGCUCUGCAGUUAAUAUGCAGUCAACUCACGAGACGGAUCACGUGUGCUCCAUUGUCUUCAUUGGCUGCUGCAUUGCAUCACUGCUCAUUUGCAUAAAGUUAAACUUGUAUCAGUUUUGCUGCCAGAUAUGCAUCACCACACACUGCACAAUAAUUUUAUUCGUGAACACACCCUGUAACAAACUCCCAGUGGUUGUGUAUCAUGCUGCAAGUGUGUGUGAUGUUUUAAAAAUUGAGAGGUGUUUUAGAAAAUUCAAGUUAUAAACUGGGAUGCUACAGUUAGAGCCACAUAUAAUGUAAUAUUUAUAAAAUGUUUAAUAGUUUUCUCAUAUACAUAUAAAACAAUUAGGCCAGAAUGGGGAUGCACUGUAAACCCAAACGCUCAAUAUAAUGAACUGGUGUUUGAGUAGGGCAAACUUCAAUUAAACUAUUUACUUUAAACAAUUUUUUUUUUUUUUUUUUUUGUAUUUUGAACUUUCUUUUUCUUUUUGAGUUCAUGAAACUAACAUAUUAAGUAAUCUGAAUUGCUUCAUUGUUUUGAAUUCAAUGAACUUGUUUCUUCAAUGAACUCAAAAUGGAGGGUAAAUGGUAAAAUUAUGUUAUGGGAGAUUUAGUAGUGUUCUGUGUUUUGCUUUAUGUGUUUUGUAAUACCAUCAUGGCAAUGAGUGGAGCAUGAAUUUGGUUUAUGAAUGUUCUUUAUUGCCUCAUUCAGCAACAUACUAAUGAAAGCAUUGCUUUACUAAUUAGCAAGUUAGCAUUUACUUAAUUAGCUAGUUAUAGCAAAUCGCUACUAAACAUAUUUAAAUUGAGAUUACACAAUAAUUUUAACUAACUCAAAUAUUUCAAGUUAAGAGCAAUCUUACUUCUUAACUUAAAAAUUAAUUUUAAAAAUUACCUUUUUUUUCGGGUUUACAGUGCGUUGUUACAUAAUCACAGCAAGGUCUUUGAAAUAGUUUUCAUGGCAAAACUUUCUUUGCAGUCUUUGCACAAUCUGUGCAGAACAUGUUAGUCUUUUGCUAAGCAUGCUUUUUUGUCAUACUAAGUAUGAUCUUCAGAAACAGCGAAUGUCUUUGAAGAGGUUAGUUCUAAAGGAGUGCAUAGUUGUAUAUUUGGUCCUUUUAGAAGUAUAAAACGAGAUACUGCCUUUCAGUGUGGGAUGUAAUGCACAUUAAAUUUCCCAAAAAGGGAAAAGUUAAUUCAAUUACGUAAGAGCACUUUAUCUCUAAUCAUUUUGGUAUUUAAUGAAAAAAAAAAAAAAACACAGUAAGGAAUCAUCACACACACCCACACACACACACACACACACACACACAUGUAUUCUGCACCAUUUUGUUUAAUACAAGCUGAUCACAAUUAAAACAGAACUGAAACAGGAUUUUGGUACAGCACGUGGCAGUAAACUUGAUCUGUAGUAUAUAAAACGCCAGCAGGUGGCGCUACUGACCAGGGCACAUUUAUGCUACUCUCAAAGUGCUUUAUCUCAAUUUCACCAUCAGGUGGUGUCAUGUAAUGUUAACAAAUUACUUGAAAGUGGCUUUAUAUCUGCUUAAAGUUUUAAAUGAUCUUUUCAAUUAAACUGUUCUCUUUGUUUUCAUUAACUUUCCAUAAAAUAUGUGACUGCUGA